AUGGAUUUUAUUGAGAUCGUCCCUGUGUCGAAGAUCCUAUCGCAUACACGCUACCUGUUAACUCUCCGGUCGGCAGAGGGUGUAUAUCGCUCGCUUCUGCUUUUCAGGCUGUCGACAAACUCCGCAACUGAAAACGCGGAAUCCGAGUCAAUUGCUGAUCAGCUCUAUGUCAUGGAGUCAGCGUGUCCGCACCUAGGAGCAGACCUGUCGCAUGCAGAUAUUGAAGAGUGCGAGACUGGCGCAGUUGCUGUUUGUCCUUGGCACAGGUAUGACUUCGACAUGCGUACAGGCCAAAGUGAUACGGGCCUACGAGCUUGCGUGUACAAAGUCGAAAUCAAGAAAGCUUCCUCUAAUGAUAUCGACGAUACGGUAUGGAUCGAAGCUCCUGAAGGAGGGACGAACUGGCGCCUUGUUGAGUUCAGGCCCGUUUCAGAAGAUUUCGCUGAUCCUCCGCCGCAAAGGGCGGUUACGAACUCAAUCGAGUCGUCUACUCCAGAUUUGAUUACACUCAGAGAACCCGUCGUCCCAAUCGAGAACCCUCCAAAAACACUCAUCGAAUGGGCCGUUCUUAUACUCAAUACCGCUCAUCCCCAACUUAAAGUCGAACGAACGAAACACGCCGUCAGCCUAUUUCGUUCUGGAAAACUCAAGUCUAUAGGUCGCGGGAAGGAUGCGCCGAAACCACCUGAUGUCCCGCCUAGAGAGGAUGUGAUGAAGUUCGUUGAUCCUGGACGAGCCGCGAAGAGGAAGGGGAGGCCUGCAAUGUUGCAUGCGCUUGCGAAUAUUGAGCAAUGGGCGAUUGACCUUGCCUGGGACGCAAUCGCUCGCUUCGGUCCUGCACACCCCACCUUGCCUCAUCAAUUUUUCUCUGACUUUACAAAAGUCGCAUUGGAUGAAGCCAAACACUUCUCCCUCCUCCUUGCGCGGCUACAUAGCCUCUCUACAUUCUACGGCUCUCUUCCUAUUCACGCAGCUCUCUGGUCCAGUGCAACUGAAACUGCACACUCCCUCCGUGCUCGCCUUGCCAUCGUGCACCUCGUACACGAAGCGCGCGGGCUAGACGUCAACCCUUCCACCAUAUCCAAAUUCGCCAAACAAGGUGAUGAGGAGUCCGUUAAAGCGUUGAACAUCAUACAUAAUGAUGAAUUAACGCAUGUAACGGCUGGACAUCGUUGGUUCACGUUCGUGUGUAAAGAAGAGGGUGUGGACCCAGUGAGCACAUUCCGGGAGGAAGUAAAGCGACAUUUUUCUGGGAGUUUAAAGGGUCCGUUUAAUGUCGAGGAUAGGGAGAAAGCCGGAUUGACGAGGGAGUUUUACGAAGACCUUGUUGGAGAACUAAGAGAACAGCCAAAGCUUGAGGUACCCUCUGUUAAGGUGACGUAA
Messenger RNA from Fomitiporia mediterranea MF3/22, 1383 nucleotides. Its product is annotated as DUF455-domain-containing protein. The record is from RefSeq and is a predicted model, not a curated record. NCBI's taxonomy places the organism in Eukaryota, Fungi, Basidiomycota, Agaricomycetes, Hymenochaetales, Hymenochaetaceae. Gene Ontology annotation, molecular function: 2 iron, 2 sulfur cluster binding. The transcript has 6 exons. Bases 1 to 1383 code for a protein of 460 amino acids.